ACUGAAGCAUCUGCAAAUAUAUUUUGCGGGAGUGACUCAGUUGGUCAAGACCCCAAGUCGGAGGGUCACCGAAUUCCAAAGAGGAAUGAGACCGGGCUGAGCCAUUACACGGGUUUAUGAAAUUGUUUUCAUGGAAGGGAAGCUGGUGCGUCUGCAGUUUCCUUUGCUGGUGAUUUCUUGCCUUGUAUUCCAGCUCCGUGCCUCAGAUGCUAUCUUGCAUGAAUCACGGCGGUCACUUGAGUCUAGGAAGGAAGCAUUGUGCCCUCCUGAUUGGAUCACUGGCCCAGAUAAGAAUAAGUGCUUUAGGCAUAUAGGAAACCCUCAAUCAUGGGAUGUAUCAGAGGCCUACUGUAAAAGUUUAGGGGGACACUUGGCAGCACUGACAUCAUUCCAAGAACUAAGCUCUGUUCAAAAUCUAUGUGGUGAGAGCAACAAUGGCUGCUGGGUUGGAGGGAGACGUGUCAACUCUACUUUUGGUGCUGGUUGGAAGUGGUCUGACAAUACAUCACAUUGGAAUGAAUCAAUCUUUCCCAAUUGCACCAACUCUUCAUGCCACAUAAAAAAUUCAGUUGAUUCUUGUACACUGGUGACAAAUGGAUCCACUUCUCUCAUUGGUGAGAGAUGCAACAUGUCUCAUGCUUCUAUAUGCAUGAUUGAUAUAGAGAACAAAUGUUACCACAUGCACUGCCACAAGGAAUAUCUUAUUAUCCUUGCAGUUGUUAGUGGGUUGAUCCUCAGCACGACAUUAGCUGUUGUGAUUUGGCUCCUUGCAUAUAGGCGUAGCAAGAGGCGUAGAAGAUCUCGCAAACUCUCUAAUCCAGCAGCAUCUGCAUUAGUUCCCCCUUCAUGGAAGGUUUUCACGAAUGAGGAACUGAGGUCAAUUACAAAGAAUUUCAGUGAAGGAAACCGGCUUCUUGGAGAUGCCAAAACAGGUGGCACGUAUAGCGGGCUUCUACCUGAUGGAUCAAGGGUGGCGGUUAAAAGGCUGAAGAGGUCUACUUUCCAGAGGAAAAAGGAGUUUUAUUCUGAGAUUGGAAGGGUUGCUAGGCUACACCAUCCAAAUUUGGUUGCUGUGAAAGGGUGCUGCUAUGACCAUGGUGACCGCUACAUUGUUUAUGAGUUUAUAAUCAAUGGACCCUUGGACAGGUGGCUACACCACAUACCAAGGGGAGGCAGAAGUUUGGAUUGGGCCAUGAGAAUGAAAAUUGCCACAACUCUUGCACAAGGAAUUGCGUUUCUGCAUGACAAGGUGAAGCCACAUGUUGUACAUCGGGAUAUACGAGCAAGUAAUGUACUGCUUGAUGAAGAGUUUGGUGCACACCUAAUGGGGGUUGGCCUCUCAAAGUUUGUUUCUUGGGAAGUGAUGCAUCAGGGGACAGUAAUGGCCGGUGGGACGUAUGGAUACCUUGCUCCAGAAUUUGUGUACAGAAAUGAGCUUACAACCAAAAGUGAUGUUUACAGUUUUGGAGUGCUGCUGCUUGAAAUUGUGAGUGGACGUAGGCCUGCACAGGCAGUUGACUCAGUAGGUUGGCAAAGUAUAUUUGAAUGGGCCACACCUCUGGUGCAGUCUCACCGCUAUCCCGAGCUUUUGGACCCUCUCAUAUCUUCUUCUUCUGCUGAUAUUCCAGAAGCUGGUGUCAUUCAGAAGGUAGUGGACCUUGUGUAUGCCUGCACACAGCAUGUCCCAUCUAUGCGUCCCAGAAUGUCCCACGUCGUCCAUCAACUGCAACAGUUGGCUCAGCCACCUAUUGCCAAGUAAAGUUCAAUCCAUUAACCUGAACCUGUUGUUUUGUAUGCCUUCCUCUGGAAAUAUUUUUUCACUGGGUUUUCUACCCAGUUUUUAUUCAUAGCAUUUCAUGUUAAUUAGAAAAUAUUAAAGAAACAAAGCUGGGUAGUUCAGCUGGGCCGAUUACUUAGUACAAUCUCGAGAAACAAGUUUGAGAUGCUAAUAUGGUUUCAAUGCUGACGUAAUUAUAUGAAAGACUUGUAUUCUUAUGGAGCA
Messenger RNA from Vitis riparia (riverbank grape), 2002 nucleotides. RefSeq names its product C-type lectin receptor-like tyrosine-protein kinase At1g52310. The transcript has 6 exons. Lineage: Eukaryota; Viridiplantae; Streptophyta; Magnoliopsida; Vitales; Vitaceae. Gene Ontology annotation, molecular function: protein tyrosine kinase activity; ATP binding. Bases 131 to 1759 code for a protein of 542 amino acids. The record is from RefSeq and is a predicted model, not a curated record. Gene Ontology annotation, biological process: protein phosphorylation.